CGGGGCCCUGAAUUUCAGGCCUCCCUCGACCUAGCCCGGGUAGAGCGGCUGCGGAUCGCAGGACCGGAACGAUGGGGCUGCUCUCCGAGCUGAAGCUGGCGGUGCCCUGGGGCCACAUCGCCGCCAAAGCCUGGGGCUCGGCGCAGGGCCCCCCGGUUCUCUGCCUGCACGGCUGGCUGGACAAUGCCAACUCCUUCGACCGACUCAUCCCCCUGCUCCCUCAAGACUUUCACUACGUUGCCAUGGAUUUCGGGGGUCACGGGCUCUCGUCCCAUUACAGCCCAGGUCUCCCCUAUUACCACCAAAACUUUGUGAGUGAGAUCCGCAGGGUCGCAGCAGCCUUGAAAUGGAAUCGGUUCUCCCUCAUGGGCCACAGCUUUGGCGGCACUGUGGGCGGCAUGUUCUCCUGCAUCUUCCCGGAGAUGGUGGACAAACUCAUCUUGCUGGACGCCUCGCCGUUCGCCCUGGACUCUAACGAGCUGGAGCACCUGCUGACCUACAGGCGGAGAGCCAUCGAGCACACCCUGCAGGUGGAGGCCUCCCAGAAGCCCUCGCGCGUGGUCAGCCCCGCAGAGAUGCUGCAGGGGUUCCUGAAGAAUAACAGCCACGUGGGUGAGGAGUGCGGGGAGCUCCUGCUGCAGCGGGGAGCCACGCGGGUGGCCGCAGCCGGAGCACAGCUUCGAAUUCAUCAGCAGGGAGCUGUUUGUGCACGGCAUCCGGAGGCUGCAGGCCCGCGUCCUGCUCAUCAAGUGAGCCUGUCCUGGCCGCUGGCAACGCGGAGCCAUCGAGCCCUGCAAGGGUACUGCGACGUGAGGAGAGAGAACGACGCCGACAGGGAGCCGCUGCUCUUCAUGCUGGCCACGCUGCGGUCCACCCUCACAGAGCGGUUCCAGUUCGUGGAAGUCCCAGGCAACCACUACGUGCACAUGAACGAGCCCCACCACGUGGCCGGUGUCAUCAGCGCCUUCUUACAGAGCUCGGGACCCCAGCCCGGCUGCAGCUGAGGCAGCUCGCCCCCCGCUCCAAGGUCCCG
Molecule: messenger RNA, 1033 nt
Organism: Oryctolagus cuniculus (rabbit)
Lineage: Eukaryota; Metazoa; Chordata; Mammalia; Lagomorpha; Leporidae
Source: RefSeq, a predicted model, not a curated record